Molecule: messenger RNA, 1220 nt
Organism: Anastrepha obliqua
Lineage: Eukaryota; Metazoa; Arthropoda; Insecta; Diptera; Tephritidae
Gene: Syx16
Product: syntaxin-16
Exons: 3
Coding region: 116-1186 (356 amino acids)
Biological process (GO): vesicle-mediated transport; vesicle fusion; intracellular protein transport
Cellular component (GO): SNARE complex; endomembrane system; membrane
Molecular function (GO): SNAP receptor activity; SNARE binding
Source: RefSeq, a predicted model, not a curated record
UCAGAACUUUAUUGUUAGCGUAUUAUUGAAACAGAAAAGAAAAAAAGGAGAAUAAAUUACUUUAGAUAUUUUCACAAUUUAAUGGGAUAAAUUGUUAAGGAUCGGUAUAAGUGAAAUGACAUCACGUAAUCUAACCGAAGUUUUUGUGAUAAUGCGCAAUAAUGCGUCGAAAAACCGAAACUUGUACUCUGAUAACAGACAAAGCGACGAUGCCGAACUUUUACUUAAACAUUCACUUCGCGACGCGGAAGAAGGCUUGGAAAUGCGGGAUGACUAUGGAACACCACCAGUUUGGGUCGAUAAGUUGGAGGAAGCACAGUAUACGCUGUCAAAAAUAAAGCCUAAACUUGAUGAACUUGGUUCCUUGCAUGCAAGACACCUGUUACAGCCCGCAUUCGACGAAAAGUAUCAGGAAGAAACGGAAAUAGAAAGUCUCAGCCAGGAGAUAUCAAAGCUGAUAACAUCGACUCAUCGGCAUAUACAAUGUAUCCGUUCCAGCCUCGGUAUAGGAACGAAGAUGGAGCAACGGCUAACCGAAAACGUAGUGACUUGCCUAUUGCUUCAAUUACAGGAAUUAACUUUCAAAUUCCGUAAUAGCCAAAGUGCUUACAUACGACAGCUGAAUUCCCGAGAGGAACGUUCACAAAAAUAUUUUGAAAAUAAUGAUUUCACAAAUAUUGAAUUAGAUUCGAGUUCCAUCGAUAACCGUGACAACUAUGUGGACUCUUUCGACAACUUUUUACAACCCAUGGGUUCAAUGCAAAACAAAACAAAUUCUGCAAGGAACCAUAGUUAUUUAUAUGAUGAUAAAUCUACUCAACAGAUAGAUGAAGAUUUUCAACGCCCGGUUUCAAACCGCAUGAGUCAGCAACAGCUUUUGCUGUUUGAAGAAGAAAAUACACGCUUAGCAAUUAAUCGAGAUGAAGAGGUUACCAAAAUUGUAAAAUCUAUUUAUGAUCUUAAUGAUAUUUUUAAAGAUCUUAGUCAAAGGGUACAGGAACAAGGUACUGUAUUAGAUCGUAUUGAUUAUAAUGUGGAGCAAACGCAGACGAGAGUCUCUGAAGGGCUCCGUCAGUUACAACGUGCAGAAGCGUACCAGCGAAAAAAUCGCAAAAUGUGUAUUAUUAUGGUAUUGGCAGCUGUAACUUUAUUUAUGCUUAUUCUUCUUAUUUUUACAAAGCUAUAAAUGAGGAAAUAAAAUAUCAAUAUUUGUAACAAUA